AUGGAGCCUCAACCAGGCGUUAUAGGCUCACCAGGGCAAGGGCCCCUGAAGUUCUCACGGUAUCGCUCGGUAAGACAGGCUGCUGCGAAAAAGCAGCAAGAGGCUACUCAGAAGAAGCCCCACAAUGAAACCAUUGCUCAGAGCAUGUCUCGAUACAGACGAGCAAGGUUGCCAGCAGUUACUCAUCCGCCUCCUCCUGAGCCUCAGCCUCCAUUGCCGCAGCUCGUUGAUCGGUCGCGAGUGGAUGCAAGCAAAGCCGAUCGAUGCGAGAUUGGCACUCCGCGGAACGUUUCUAACUCUUACACUCGUAUCGGAGGACAACUUGAUAGUUCUCAGGAAAGCGAGAGCGAGGACGAUGAGGAAGAUGAUGCUAUACGAGAGCGGAAUAGAAGGGAAGCUAUGGAAAGGUUGACCUCUGAAGAACGACAAAUGACACCAGAGAAAGUGAGGGCCACAAGGGAACAUAGGGAAAGAAGGGACCACGACAGACACAGAGAAAUGAAGGAGCCAGGAUUUAUCACGGAACAUGCCACUAGGCGUGAUGUUUCUGAUAGCACGGUAUCGCCAAGGAUGUCAUGGAAGGCCCGAAUUACGCGUUCGAAGAGCCGUGGACGUUCUCAGCGAGAAGCGAGUGAAACCAAACAAACCGCCACAGACGACGGAUCCUCAGGCAAGAAUAUCGAGCCUGGUGGAGGAGGAAUCGUCCCAGGCUUCGACGCUCCCGUCUCCGCUGUGAAUGCUGGCGAGAGAAAGGUCACUGUGAAAUGCAAUGAGUCUGGCAUCGUGGUGCCAGUGACCCCUACCACUUGUUCCCAGGAUAUCAUUACUUUCGCGUGCAAUGUCCUUUCUGAACCGAUUGAUCCCCAGAGAUCUAUCCUGCUUGAAUCAUUCCAUCAACUUGGGCUUGAGCGACCAUUGCGGAGAUAUGAGCAUAUUCGCGAUGUACUGAACUCUUGGGAUUCUGAUAAUCAAAAUUCUCUGGUUAUUAUACCUGCUUCUAGUUCGUCCGCGAUAGAUGAACUCGAUGUCAAGGCCGUUCCGGAACAACAGCCCGAAGAACAAACCUUCCAUAUAUACCAUUCUCAACGACCAGGGAAAUGGGAUAAGCGCUAUGUGACGCUUCGCGCAGAUGGCCAAGUCGUAAUGGCCAAGAAACUGGGGCAUGAACAAACGAAUGUUUGUCACCUGUCAGAUUUCGAUAUCUACUCGCCAACUCCACGUCAAUUAGCGAAGAAGAUAAAGGCCCCCAAGAAAAUAUGCUUCGCGGUCAAGAGCCAGCAAAAGUCGAGCAUGUUCUUGAGCACCGAGAACUUUGUCCAUUUCUUCUCCACUAAUCACCGCGACAUCGCUACUCAAUGGCAUAAAGCCGUCCAGGGAUGGCGGAGCUGGUAUUUGGUAAACGUUUUGGGUCAGGCUCAGAAGGAUCAAGGCCCUAUUCAGACUACCCACCCAACACGAUAUCAGCAGCAUAUGCACCAGAAAAACAACCAGUCACAUGCUCCUGCAUCCUUUCCGAAGAAGCUCAGUCUUGAUACUCAGCACCUCGAUUCGCGCCACCUCAAGGACGUACCGCCGAGAUCAGACUCUUCUCAGAAUGUUGAGGAUGCGACCUUUUCACCAACAGGACUUCUCGGAAGGACAUACAGCCAGCGGCAGCGAUUAAUGCGUGAAAGAGAGCGUGAAAGAGAGCGGAAGGAAGCCGAAGAGGGGCCGUUCUCUCCUCAUGGUUUACUCAAUGCGCUCAGUCCGACUGUUUCUCCACCAUGCUCCCAUCCAUUCAGCAAUCCGUCAAGUCGUGUCAAUAGCCGCACAAAUACUAUGCGCUCCACCCACGAUCCGGACACUGGCAAUUCUGAUCUCAAUCGGUCUACUUCGACUCGUCAAAAACCUCUCGUUGAUCUCACGCCAGUUUACCGGGAACCGCCACAACAUGCGCGCAAGGGUCAUGGAGUAACGGUCGCUCCUGGUGUUCCUCUUGUCGAUGCUGCAACUGGUCCUGAGCUAGCACCGGGAGCCAUCGUAGUUCCUAGCGCGACAACUUGGAGACGGCCAGCCCAGCAUGGCGUUCCUGCGCUUCCUGAUGAACCCGCAGACAUGUCUAAUACUGGUGCUGGCAUACCCAAACGCUCCAAUACUACUCGUAGCCGCAAGCAUGGGAGCGGCCAUGAGCAUGGGACAAACGGAGCUUCGUCGACCUUGGUGGAUUACAGUAUAACAUCCCCUGACAGUCAGUUUGCACCGAACAGUCUUCUGGCCCGUGCCGACAAACUUGCAACUGCUCAGGGAGGCGUAGGAACUGGGCAUGGUGUUGCCUCCGGCGACCGCAACGCUACGAAGCCACUACUGGACCUCACCCCGCAAAGUCAGUUUGCUGAGGGUAGUCUCUUGGGCAAACUGGAGUCCUCGUAA
This is a messenger RNA of Paecilomyces variotii, 2409 nucleotides long. RefSeq lists its product as hypothetical. Lineage: Eukaryota; Fungi; Ascomycota; Eurotiomycetes; Eurotiales; Thermoascaceae. The transcript has 2 exons. Bases 1 to 2409 code for a protein of 802 amino acids. The record is from RefSeq and is a predicted model, not a curated record.